AUGUCAACUAAUAAUGAAUUAAAUGACAGUAUUGAUGGAUUACUCAAAUAUCCUGUUAAAAAUAAAUACUCUACACAAGUGUUUGUUCAUAUGCAUCCUCCAGUAGUAAACAAAACGAAACAGGAAAUCAAACAAAUGGACUACGAUUUAAAGACAUCCGAUCCCGUUGAACAAGACCAGGGUGAAAAACUGACAUUGCCGAAUCACAGGGAAAAUGAAGACAUCAAAGAAAAAACCAUUCCCGAACAAGACUGUCAGAAUAGAGGUAGGAAUGUAUUGAAAUCUGAAUACCCAGAUGAUAUCGACAGUCUUAAUAGUUGUGGACUACAUUUCAUUUCAGAAAAUCCUCAACAGCUUGAAUCUCGAAGUUGUAAUCUCAGUGUAGUUGAUGCUAAGAAUAAAGAGUUUCAUCAAGCAAUCCUCGUCGAAAAUGAUAGAAUUCGUUUCAAAAUAUUCUGUCGAAUGUCAACUAAUAAUGAAUUAAAUGACAGUAUUGAUGGAUUACUCAAAUAUCCUGUUAAAAAUAAAUACUCUACACAAGUGUUUGUUCAUAUGCAUCCUCCAGUAGUAAACAAAACGAAACAGGAAAUCAAACAAAUGGACUACGAUUUAAAGACAUCCGAUCCCGUUGAACAAGACCAGGGUGAAAAACUGACAUUGCCGAAUCACAGGGAAAAUGAAGACAUCAAAGAAAAAACCAUUCCCGAACAAGACUGUCAGAAUAGAGGUAGGAAUGUAUUGAAAUCUGAAUACCCAGAUGAUAUCGACAGUCUUAAUAGUUGUGGACUACAUUUCAUUUCAGAAAAUCCUCAACAGCUUGAAUCUCGAAGUUGUAAUCUCAGUGUAGUUGAUGCUAAGAAUAAAGAGUUUCAUCAAGCAAUCCUCGUCGAAAAUGAUAGAAUGGAAGGAGCAUGCGAAUGUCUAUUGUCAGAAACAAUUUACAUGGCUACUGGUUGGAUAGCAUAUUUGAAUAGUAUGUGUAAUCCAAUUAUAUACGCAUUUUGUAAUAAAGAAUAUGCAAAAGCAUUUAAACGUUUGUUACAUAUUGGAAGUAAUAAUUGA
Molecule: messenger RNA, 1062 nt
Organism: Schistosoma mattheei
Lineage: Eukaryota; Metazoa; Platyhelminthes; Trematoda; Strigeidida; Schistosomatidae
Source: the annotation of a GenBank genome assembly